This is a messenger RNA of Tupaia belangeri chinensis (Chinese tree shrew), 3010 nucleotides long. RefSeq names its product mixed lineage kinase domain like pseudokinase (gene MLKL). The record is from RefSeq and is a predicted model, not a curated record. The transcript is spliced from 8 exons. Lineage: Eukaryota; Metazoa; Chordata; Mammalia; Scandentia; Tupaiidae. Bases 298 to 1587 code for a protein of 429 amino acids. Gene Ontology annotation, biological process: necroptotic signaling pathway; cell surface receptor signaling pathway; protein phosphorylation. Gene Ontology annotation, molecular function: protein kinase activity; ATP binding.
CGAACCGAAGGGCGCUGUUCAGGCGUAGCCCGACUAGCCCGGCUUUCGCUUCCGAAGCAAACGGACCGCCCAGAGGCCGCCAGGCCAGCGCCGAGUCCCACCCCGCCUACCCGCGCGGGCGCAAGAGGGCGGGGCUCCCGGGGACCGCGCGGGGGACUUGGGGCGCAGGAGCUUCCCAGGCAUAUAGACCCGACUUCUCCCCCGGGCGGAAGGCAGUAGUCGGAGAGGCCAGAGGAGGAUCUUCCUGGAACUGCACGGUUGGGGCAGAACGGACGCACGUCCCCGAGGAACGACGGUAUGAAUAUAUUGGGGCAGAUCAUCUCCUUAGGCCAGCUCAUCUACACACAGUGUGAAAAGAUGAAUUACUGCCAGACACAGUGCCAGCGCCUGGGGAGUCGUGUCCGCGGCCUGCUGUCACCUCUGCAGAUGCUCCAAGCCCGGGGAGAGCAGAAUCUGCCCAAGGAGAUAACUGCCGCCCUGGACCGUUUCCAUGCUGUGCUGAAGGAGACUCAGAGGCAGGUAGACAAGUUUAGCAGUAAAUCCAGUGUCUGGAAGUUUAUAGCUGCAGGCCAAAACAAAAUACUCUUCAAGGACGUGAACAAGAACCUGAGUGAUGUCUGGGAGCAGCUCUCACUGCUCCUUCAAGUUCAUCUUCAUCUGUCAGUUUCAACGAUUAGCUAUGGAGCAUCCUGGCUACAGGAAGACCAGGAGGAUGCAGAGAAAGACAGACAAAACUUCCCAAAUGAAAAUAACAUAAAAGCUUUGUUGAGGCAAUUGGAAGUCAACACAAAUGAAAUCAAGGAAGCCUUGAGAGCGUGGCUCAAGUUAAACUCACUACCAAAAUCCAGGCAGGAGGUCCUCCAAGUUAAAAUCAAGGAGAUUAAGAAGGAGGACCUUUCAGGAGCCCCAUGGAGGCUGCUAAGAGAAAACGCAUUCAGCACACUUUAUAAAGGAGAGUAUCACAAGGCUCCAGUGGCCAUCAAAGUGUUCAACAAACUCCCGAACAGAAGCAUUGGGAUAGUGAGGUACACUUUCAAUGAGGAGGUCAGCACUAUGAAGAAAUUUGAUUCUCCCAACAUCCUGCGUGUAUUUGGGAUUUGCAUUGAUGAAACAGUGACUCCGCCUCAGUUCUCCAUCGUCAUGGAGCACUGCGAACUUGGGACCCUGAGAGAGCUGUUGGACAAGAAGAAGGACCUCAAGUAUGGCGAGCGAUUCCUCCUAGUCCUGGGGGCAGCCAGAGGCUUAUACAGGCUCCACCACACAGAAGUCCCUGUACUCCACAGAAACAUCAGCAGCUCCAGCUUCCUGGUAACUGAAGGCUACCACGUGAAGGUACUUGAGAAGAGGCUCCCACUGGGUGGAUGUGGGGCCACCCAGGUUUACAAGCCCCACAACCUGCAGGAGUCAACAUAUCUUAGGUCAAUUCUGCAAGUAUACCUUCCAAUGUCCCUGCAAGGGACAUGCCAGUCGCCAGUAAUAAGAGUCACCACAAAGCCCAGCAUUGCUAUCAGCUCUUUAGAAUCCCCUGUCCCCCCAGCCCCCAUCCAGAAGCACUUUACCAAUCAGCAGUCAUUUUUUUAUGAUUAACAACAUGGCUAAGGAGUAUAGGUGACAGUCUUCUUCAUCAGGUUUCCAGGGAAACGAAGCUAAAAAGUUAACUGAAAAUUAGAUUUUCAUAUGGAAUAGGAAAUGACUUUAUUAACCUGAUGUUUGCCAUUCCCAAACACUAAAAGAGUGUUUUGAUGUCAUCCAUAGAUGGCUUGCUUUUUUAUAGCGUUGAGUGUUAGGACAGCCCUUGGUUAACAGAAAACAUGUCCUUUCUGCUUUUGGGGUGUCCUUCCCCCUCCCCUACAGUGAUGUAAGUAUUCCCUAUCUUUGCAUCUACCCAGCUCUCAUGGUUCUCAGCCCACCUGCCUGUCAUAGGAGCUAUUCAGCCUUGUAGCCCUGGUAACUAGUGUGGUGCUCAGUAAACAAGUGAGCCUAGGAAUGAGUGAGAGGGGAGGCGCCAUCUAAGUGUCUUACCCUUUGUCGGACCUUGCCCUGGAUUUGGGUACCUGGCUGAGGUUAGUGCUGGCAGCCUCUGCACUCUGACGGUGCUACUAACAGGUGUGCAUGGAGCAAGAGCACACACACUCACUGAUGGCAUGUGAACUAUGAGCUCCACAUGACCAUGCAGGGUCAGCAGGCAUAACGCACGCUUGCCAAGUAAAAUCUGAAGGAACAGGCUGACCACCCUAUAGGGGCAGCAAGAGCAGAGGGAUGUCCCCCUUGUCAUUCUUCACCUGCUUCUGGAAGAAAGCAGGCCACAUGGUGGCUCCAUUUACCCCUCUCCAUUUACCCAUCUCCACCCUCACCUGGAGCUGAGUCGACUGAGAAACCCCUGUAUCUGACAUGGUAGUACCAGCAAUAACCACAGCUCCCCAGGUCUUACAAGUACUUUAUAACCAUGUAUCAAGUAAUCCUCAUUGCCGUCACCCCGUUUUAUAGAGAAGAAAUCUGUUUGUGUUUCUCUUGGUCAUUGCAUUCUGAUAGUUAAACCCAUGUUAGCCAUGGAGUAGCCCUACACAGAAAACACUCUAGAUAAAUACUAAUAGAUCCCUAAGGUAAAAGACCACGCCUUGGGACUGGCAGGUGGCUUGGUGGUUAAGGGUGCUAGACUCCCAUGUGGCUGACUACGGUUCCAGUCCCGGACCUGGCAGCUUGCUCUCGCUCGCUCUCUCUCCGCCCCCUGCCCCCGGUCAAAUUGAAAUAAAUAAAUGAAUGAAUAAAUAAAGUUAAAUAAAAUAUUAAAAAGAAAGACCACACCCUGAUAAUCGUGUGUAGUACCAACCCCCCUGCUUUUACCCCUCUGAGAUCGAGCUGUAUCGGUCUCCAAGUUACCUCUCUAUCUAGCUUGCAGGAUUUGAGUUGAGCAAAACCCAGAGUUCCAUCCGUCAGGAGACUAAGGGAAAGAAAAUUGAGAAAGUCCGUCCUACCGCAUAUGUCUCACCGCAGGGACUGGAAAAUUUGU